CGCUGUCACCGCCCUGCACAAAGAAACCCCCGCCAGCUCCGCCGCAGCCCCGGGCACUGGGUAGUUAGUUUUCGGACAGAGAGGCAGCGGCGCCCCAAAUCGGACUGCGCCCCGAAGGCCACCCGGGUUGGAGCAGUUGCUUCCUGCGGAGUGGGGAGGGGCCGACGGCCGACUGUGCUGGGUACGCCGCCACCGGAGGCUGCACCUGCCCCGGAGGAUGUCCAGGAGCCCGCAGGAGGUGCUCCAGGUCAGAACUUUUUAGGUUGCCCCGCGCCCAUCCCCGCAGUCUCCCCGGGCCACGCACGGGUAGGCGAGGGGCCGAGGGAGCGCCGCGGCGCGAGUCCCCCUCCCAUUCUCAUCUCCCACCCCCAGCUCGGCCGCCCGCCGCUUUGUUCCGGGCGCGCCGAGGAAAGGCAAGGCUGCGACGGAUCAUGCCCAUGGUGUAGCGGCCAAGCGGAGGCAUGGCUGCCGGAAGGUUGCUGCUCUACACGGGCCUCUCGCUAGCGCUCUGCGCCCUCGGUAUGCUGGCCGUGGCCAUCUGCUCCGACCACUGGUACGAGACGGACGCCAGGAAGCACAGGGACAGGUGCAAGGCCUUCAACACCCGCCGGGUUGACCCCGGCUUCAUUUACAACAACAACAACAACUUGCCGCUCCGGGCGAGCCGCUCGCGGCUGGACCGCUGGGAGGGCAGACUCCUCCGGGCCCGGAAUCGCCGGCAGCUCUUCGCCAUGAGCCCCGCGGACGAGUGCAGUCGGCAGUACAACUCCACCAACAUGGGCCUCUGGAGGAAGUGCCACCGGCAGGGAUUCGACCCCGACAUCGCCGCCCUUAUUCGGAAAGGUGAAAUUGAGAGAUGCACAUACAUCAAAUACCACUAUUCCUCAGCAACCAUCCCCAGGAACCUCACGUUCAACAUCACGAAGACCAUCCGGCAGGACGAGUGGCACGCUCUGCACCUGCGCAGAAUGACGGCUGGCUUCAUGGGCAUGGCGGUGGCCAUCAUCCUCUUCGGCUGGAUCAUCGGUGUGCUGGGCUGCUGCUGGGACCGAGGCCUUAUGCAGUAUGUGGCAGGGCUUCUCUUCCUCAUGGGAGGAACCUUCUGCAUCAUUUCACUGUGCACCUGUGUGGCUGGGAUCAACUUUGAGCUGUCACGCUACCCACGCUACCUGUAUGGACUCCCUGAUGACAUCAGCCAUGGCUAUGGAUGGUCCAUGUUCUGCGCCUGGGGGGGCCUGGGCCUGACCCUCAUCUCGGGAUUCUUCUGUACCUUGGCCCCUUCUGUUCAACCUGUCCCGAGGACCAACUGCCCUAAAUCCAGACCCGAAAAUGGGACAGUGUGCUAAAGAACAAACCCAUACACACACAUACACAUGCACACACACCUACACACACAUGCACACACACAUACAUAUAUAUAUAUAUAAAUAUAUAUAUAAUAUACAUAUAUAAAAUGAAACUAAAUCAAGACGAUGCCAGUGCCAAGGUAAAGUUGAGCUGGCUCAGGCACCCACAUCUCGCUGGACUUUGUGCUGGGGGAAGCAUUCCCGUGGCGUGGCUCUUCCAUCCAUUCCUGACUUUAGGCUUCAUGGUUUCCCGAAGACAGAGUAAAUACACCAACACUCACAAGAACGUCCUGCUUCCGGGUCAGUCAAGGAUGGGUGCUGAGCUGGAAGGGACAGUGGCAGCGAUCUGAAGCAGCUGAGAUGUAGAGAAGGAAGGGCCACCCGCUGGGCCUACAGGAGAGGACACCAGCCCUGCCCACCCACUCAUCCCAUGCCAGGGAAGCAA
Molecule: messenger RNA, 1791 nt
Organism: Ochotona princeps (American pika)
Lineage: Eukaryota; Metazoa; Chordata; Mammalia; Lagomorpha; Ochotonidae
Gene: TMEM178B
Product: transmembrane protein 178B
Exons: 4
Coding region: 462-1346 (294 amino acids)
Cellular component (GO): membrane
Source: RefSeq, a predicted model, not a curated record